Molecule: messenger RNA, 1269 nt
Organism: Kuraishia capsulata CBS 1993
Lineage: Eukaryota; Fungi; Ascomycota; Pichiomycetes; Pichiales; Pichiaceae
Exons: 1
Coding region: 1-1269 (422 amino acids)
Source: RefSeq, a predicted model, not a curated record
AUGUUCGAGCAAUUGAAGAUGCAAAAACGUGUGGUGAUAGCUCCUUUGGUUAAGCGGAAGGAAAAUGGUGAUAGUAUUCAUUUGAGUGAGGAAGAUUCGAGACUGUAUCUUGGGGUCAGUGCUGUUUAUCCGGAUGGAGAUAGGACCAGUCCCAUAAAUGCCUCCACUCUCGAUGAUUAUCUCGCACAAUGCCCCGAAUAUGAUUCAUCACAAGACGAUUUAACAGAAGGGACAGAGAUCCCUUCUAUUUCUCGAAUCUCAACACUGAAGCUUGAGAUGACCACUGGUGAAGAGGGAGAGGUGUUUCAACACUUGAUACACCUUGACUCCUUGGAAAUGCUGGAAGCACCGGCGCUGGAAACGACCCCACCAGCCUUGGUGAAGCAAUUUCUUGUGAAGCUUUUGUAUUUUGGAUCAUACGAUAACAAUUCGGAGUACUCGUUAAGCUCGAUUCUCACAAUUGCCGAUAAUGGUGAACCUCUAGCUAUUCAGCUCAACAUCUCGCAGGAGAAGAUCAAGGGCAUACGGCAGAUCCUCUUCAAGGCAAAUAUUCCGAGAACUGCAGGUAUUAGCGUUAACUUAUUUGAGUUCUUCUAUCUUUUAAACGAGCAACAUCUCCGAAACAAAAAACUCACUCAAAUGUUACUGGAUGAUCGUGUCACUCUAAAGCAGAGAAUCAGUGAAAUUUCGGAAAAUCUACAAAAUUUACAAAAAGAUCGCGAUCAAAUAGCUGACAACUUCCAAAAAAAAGUUCCUCUUCUGCUGAACUCCAAAAAGGAAAAAAUACUAGAACAGUAUAAGGAAAUCAACGAGUUGCUCGAAAGACUAGGGGAAAAGCCCAAAUAUGGCAUAUAUGAUAGCAGAGAUGGGUUGAGAUACGAUUCCAUCACAGACAUGGAUGAGCUUGUUGAGCGGGUCAGAAGGAGGCAGCAAGAACUGAGUCCCAAGAAGAGGAAGAACGUUUCAAAGUCUGAAAAUCCGUCACCUUCAAAAGUGAAGAAAGAGUCUGAGACCACACCAACCAAGUCAAGGGAACCACCCAAAUUUCAAGAGCCAUUGACACCCACCAGAUCAAAAAUAUUUACCCGUGAUCAAACUUCCCAAUCUCCACCAAGCACAACCGAGGGUUUGCUAGAGGCAUCCGACGAUUCGCUGGAUACAUACUAUUCUACUAGUGACGAGAACGAGGAGAUCCAUCAGAGCAUAGUGGAUACCCAGCCAGACUCCAUCACCGACACCGUCGAGACCAUUGCCGAUUUGGGGAUAUGA